Molecule: messenger RNA, 2370 nt
Organism: Penicillium psychrosexuale
Lineage: Eukaryota; Fungi; Ascomycota; Eurotiomycetes; Eurotiales; Aspergillaceae
Product: CAZyme family GH92
Exons: 2
Coding region: 1-2370 (789 amino acids)
Biological process (GO): protein quality control for misfolded or incompletely synthesized proteins; protein deglycosylation; carbohydrate metabolic process
Cellular component (GO): cytosol; nucleus
Molecular function (GO): carbohydrate binding; peptide-N4-(N-acetyl-beta-glucosaminyl)asparagine amidase activity
Source: RefSeq, a predicted model, not a curated record
AUGGCAAUUUUGCAGAGGAAUAAGUUGUGCAGCCUCCUACUCCUCCAAUGCGUCCUAGGCACUGUAGCAACCCAAGAUGACCUCCACUAUGUCAAUCCCCUGAUCGGAUCAACCAAUGGCGGUAAUGUCUUUGCAGGUGCAAGCCUCCCCUAUGGCAUGGCGAAACCCGUCGCCGACGUCGAUGGCCAGAAUACCGGAGGUUUUUCGACUGAUGGGAGCAAUGUCACUGGCUUUUCGCAUAUGCAUGACAGUGGCACAGGCGGGAACCCGUCUAUGGGAAAUUUUCCUCUAUUCCCACAGUACUGCAAAGACAACAUCUUGGAUAAUUGCAAGUUCCCUAAAGCUGCUCGCGCGGUUCACUACAAGAAUGAUUCUGUGGUUGCGCAACCUGGCUACUUUGCCCUGACACUCGAGAAUGGCAUCAAGGCUGAGAUGACUGCGGCGCGGCGCACGGCAUUGUAUCGAUUUACGUUCCCAAAGGGAAAGUCGGCGGAUGGAACCGAUCUCAAUCCGUUGAUCUCGGUGGAUCUAACUGAUCUGUGGGACAGUCGACAGAAUGCUUCCAUCAGCCUUGACGCCGACAAAGGUCGAAUUAGAGGCAAUGGUACUUUCUUGCCGAGUUUCGGGGCUGGCUCUUACAAGUCGUAUUUCUGUGCUGAUUUCGAUGACGCUGAGGUCGAUGACAGCGGAAUCUGGGUCAAUGACCGAGCUGGAUCGGUGCAGGAGUUGUUUGUCACUCGCGGCUUCAACAACUUCUACCUUCAAGCCGGAGGCUAUAUGUCAUUUGAUCGUCCAAAGAAUGGAAUUGUGACUGUGAGGGUGGGCGUCAGCUUUGUCAGCUCGGAUCAAGCCUGUAAAAAUGCCGAAGAGGAAGUGCCUGAACCGGAGGAUGCGUUUGAUCAUCUACGUAAAAGCGCAGAGGCUGCAUGGAAGGAGAAGCUCAGCCCUAUCAAGGUCACGUUGGGUGGUGUCAGCAAAGACAUGAUCAGUAGUUUCUGGAGUGGUAUCUAUCGUACCAUGUUAUCACCUCAAGAUCUGACCGGGGAAAAUUCACUAUGGAAAAGCGACGAGCCAUACUUUGACUCUUUCUACUGCCUGUGGGACGCUUUCCGGGCACAGCACCCGUUUCUCACAAUCAUUGACCCGAAAUCACAGUCAAAGAUGGUCCGUAGCUUACUGGACACCUUCAAGCACGAAGGAUGGCUGCCCGAUUGUCGUAUGAGUCUCUGCAAAGGCUGGACACAGGGAGGUUCCAAUGCCGAUAUUGUUCUCGCAGAUGCCUACGUGAAGAACCUGACGGGUAUUGACUGGGAACUUGCCUACAAAGCUAUGGUCAACGAUGCAGAGAAUGAGCCACUCGAAUGGUCAUAUGAAGGGCGAGGGGGCCUGCAGAGCUGGAAGCACCUCAACUAUAUUCCAUAUCUGGACUUCGACUAUAUUGGAUUUGGGACCAAUUCACGGAGUAUCUCGCGAACCCUGGAGUACGCAUACAAUGACUACGGUCUGUCCGUUGUAGCCAAGGGCCUCGGCAAAAAGGAUUACACCACUUAUUUGUCUCGGUCUGGCAACUGGCAGAACUUGUACAAAGAAGACCAGAAAUCGUUCCUAGGGAAUGGAACAGACACUGGCUUUACUGGGUUCUUUCAGCCAAAGUACAUCAACGGAACCUGGGGCUAUCAGGAUCCUAUUGACUGCAGUGCUCUGGCGUCGUGGUGCUCUCUCACAUCGAAUCCUUCCGAGACAUUCGAGUCCAGCAUCUGGGAUUUUGUCCCACAUGACAUGGCAAAGUUGAUCAAGAUGGUCGGCGGCCCAGAAUCCUUCGUGUCUCGAUUAGACUAUUUCCACACCUCUGGCUUGGCAGACAUGGGCAAUGAACCUGUCUUCUUGACCGUGUAUGAUUAUCACUACGCGGGACGCCCUGGUCUGUCCGCCAGCCGAGCCCACGCUUACAUCCCAUCUUCGUUCAACGCCACGCAUAGCGGGCUACCAGGAAACGACGACUCGGGAGCCAUGGGCUCAUUCCUGGCAUGGAGCAUGAUGGGCCUGUUCCCGAAUCCCGGUCAGAAUGUGUACCUGAUAAUUCCUCCGUUCUUCAAGGCCGUCGCAAUCACCCACCCUGAAACCAAUCAGACUGCGACCAUUCGGAAUGUCAACUUUGACAAAACCUACAAGAAUAUAUAUAUCCAGAGUGCCAAGCUCAAUGGAAAGCCCUACACCAAGAACUGGAUUGGACAUGAAUUCUUCACUCGGGGUAUGACGCUGGAGCUGACACUCGGGAACAAGGAGAGCGACUGGGGUACACGCAAGGAGGACUUACCCCCGAGUUUGAGCGACUCGAUUGCUGUCGGUGGAAAUCAUGAUGGGAUGUAG